UUUUUUUUUGAUUAAAUUACUUUACUUUUUAUUAAGAGAUUAAUAAUAGAAGAUAAAAACUUAAAAAUAUAGAUGUAGUUUAGAAUCUAAGGUAUAUUAAAAGCCAUUUUAUGUGGGUAUGUCUUCACUCUUAGUUAGGUGAUGGCAUUCCUACCGAAGGAGGAGAAGAUUUUAGCAAUUAAUUGUGGUGAGAAUAAAUUUUAUAAGGAUACUUCCUCUAAAAUACUAUACAAGCCAGAUACUUUUAGAGAUGGUGGAUAGGUGGCAAGGAGAGAAGAUGUUAGAUUCUAGCAAAGGAAAACAAUAUUUGAUGAAAUAUAUGACUGGAAUAUUCAUAGAACCUACGUUUACGACUAGAAAGCAUUUUCAUAUCUGCUACCUUUGAAGAGAUCAGGCGAAUAUUCUUUGAUAAUGAUUUUUGCAGAAAUUAAUGACAUAGGAGCUAAAAAAAGAGUAUUUAACAUCAUAGUAGAAGAUGAAGUAGUAAUCCCUAAUUUUGACAUUUAUACUUUAGCAGGAGGCAAAUAGUUACCACAUUUUGAAAUCAUUGAAUUUAGUUUCUAGAAUAGAGUGCUAAAAAACAAGUCAAAAGACAAUGUAAUUAAGACCUAUAAUGCUACCUACCAAAGUCUAAAUGUAACUUUUGAAAGCAUUCGGGGAUCAGCCAAACUGGAUGCAAUUAUACUUUAUGAAGGAACAUUUUAAGAUAUAAAGAAGAAUAUGGUUGAGUUAUUCAUGGAUAAGUCUAAUAAUGGCGAAGGUCUCAAAAUGAAUUAACUUAGAAUUUUCUUGUAAGGAAAUUAAAUCACUUGCUAAAGCGAUAAAGAUUACAUCUUUCCUAUGAGAUAAUAUUUUAUUAAAAAAAUUAAUGAAUAGCAGAUGCAAACUUGCUCUCAAAAUAUAAAUUCUUAAUAUAGCUCAGCUCCCUAGCAAAACAAAAUCCAAAACGAUUAAUAGGAGAUAGUUGAUAAAAGAAAGUUGACUUCUUAGCAAAUACACAAUAUACGUAAACCACCUGCAAAGAGAUACUAAGAAAUUAUCGAAUAAAUAAAAGAAACAGCUUAGAAUUUCUCAUAGUACAUAGCAAACAAUUUGAUUUUUUUUAGCUGCCUGUUUGUACAUUACUUAGUGAUAUGUUUCUUAUUUAGAGAUAAAAAUAAAGAUAAAGGUAAUAAAAAUAGCAAGCAACAACUCACUUUUAAACAAAUGAUAUCUCAAGCUAAUCUUUUAUAACAGCAGUAACAAUACUAAUAGCAGCAAUAGUAAUUACUUCAAUCUUAAAUGCUUUAGAAAAUUAACCAAAAUAGUAAUCAAGACCAAUAAGAUGAAGCUUAAUGA
Molecule: messenger RNA, 1338 nt
Organism: Tetrahymena thermophila SB210
Lineage: Eukaryota; Ciliophora; Oligohymenophorea; Hymenostomatida; Tetrahymenidae
Product: Di-glucose-binding within endoplasmic reticulum protein
Exons: 5
Cellular component (GO): membrane
Molecular function (GO): carbohydrate binding
Source: RefSeq, a predicted model, not a curated record